Salvia hispanica is the source of this 2310-nucleotide messenger RNA. Its product is annotated as Basic-leucine zipper (bZIP) transcription factor family protein. Gene Ontology annotation, biological process: regulation of DNA-templated transcription. Gene Ontology annotation, molecular function: DNA-binding transcription factor activity. Gene Ontology annotation, cellular component: nucleus. The record is from RefSeq and is a predicted model, not a curated record. NCBI's taxonomy places the organism in Eukaryota, Viridiplantae, Streptophyta, Magnoliopsida, Lamiales, Lamiaceae.
GUAGCGCAAGCAGCAGUCAUGAAGUCCGUGUAAAUAGUCAUACCAGUCGUCGUCCCCAAAAAUUUCUACAGAGAUAAACCCGCUCUAGAGCGAGCGAGAGAGAGGGCUACACAUACACUCACACACAUCGUUGUCGAACACGCAGUCGCCGCGCUUCAAAACGCCGAAUGCGGCGGUUCAGCUCUACCUAAAAUCAGCUCAUGUGAAACACCGUGUUACUUGUAUUGAAUUUUGUGGAAACAUUGUGUGAUUGAUCGGAAGUGUUGAAAAUUUGAGGAAAAUGGCUGGUGAUAAUGAAGAAGCUAAUACGCAGAGGCUUCAAUCUUCGUUUGGAACAUCAUCAUCUUCAUUUCCUAAACAACAGCAGCAUCAGUCGUUUUUGAUGAAGCAAAUGGAAAUUCCUCAGUUAACCAUGCCGCAAUUUCGUGGUCAGAUUCGGCAGAAUUCACCUAAUUUAGGGACUGAAAACAAUGGAAAAAGAGUUGGCAUUCCGCCCUCUCACCCCCACCCCCAAAUCCCUCCAAUUUCCCCUUACUCGCAGAUCCCCGUUAAUCGCCAAACGGGAAUGCAGAAUUUCAGCACUAGUCCGGGGCCAUCACACAGCCGUUCAUUGUCGCAGCCCUCAUUUUUCGCCCUUGAUUCGUUGCCACCAUUGAGCCCAUCGCCUUACCGGGAGCUGCAUUCGAAUUCUAUGGCUGACCAUGUUUCGGCUGAUGUGUCUAUGGAGGAAAGGGAUGGGAGCUCACACUCGUUGUUGCCACCCUCGCCUUUUGUGAGGGGUAAUUCGAUGAGAAUUGGCGAGAGUCUUCCUCCGAGAAAGGCUCACAGGCGGUCUAAUAGUGAUAUCCCGUUUGGGUUUACGUCUGUUUUGCAGUCCUCGGCUCCACUCAUGCCAUUCAGAAGCUCUGCUGGAGAGAAUCAAGGGACUCAGCAGCAGCAGCCAGCGACGUUGAUCAAGAAAGAGUCAUGUUGGGAGAAACCCGUGGAGAGUCGCACUGAAGGGAUUGGGGAGAGGAAAUCUGAGGGGGAUGUUGUGGAUGAUCUUUUCUCAGCGUAUCUGAAUUUGGAGAACAUUGAUGCUUUCAACUCAUCGGGUACUGAUGAGAAGCUGGGGAAUGAUAAUCGGGAGGAUUUAGACAGUCGAGCCAGUGGCACAAAGACGAAUGGAGGUGACAGCAGCGAUAAUGAAGCGACUAGUAGUAGUGUGAAUGAGAGUGGGAGUAGUGCACAGAAGCAGGGAACUUCUUCACUGCCACAAAAGAGGGAAGGGCUUAAAAGGAAUGCUGGGGGAGAUAUUGCUCCCACCUCCCGUCACUAUCGGAGUGUCUCAAUGGAUAGUUUUAUGGAAAAGAUGAAUUUUGGUGACGAGUAUCCCAAAAUGCCGCCCUCACCGGGAAACCAUCAGUUGUCGCCCACCGAUUCUAUGGAUGGGAAUUCAAAUGCUUUUAGCUUAGAGUUUGGUAAUGGCGAGUUCACUGGUGCUGAACUGAAGAAGAUUAUGGCGAAUGAGAAACUUACUGAGAUAGCAUCAAGUGAUCCCAAACGGGCUAAAAGGAUCUUAGCUAACCGGCAGUCAGCUGCUCGAUCAAAGGAGAGAAAGAUGAGGUAUAUAUCAGAAUUGGAGCAUAAGGUCCAGACUUUACAAACUGAAGCAACCACAUUGUCUGCCCAACUCACUCUACUUCAAAGAGACUCUUCUGGACUAACUAGCCAGAACAGCGAGCUCAAGUUUCGCUUGCAGGCCAUGGAACAACAGGCUCAACUCCGAGAUGCACUGAACGAAGCCUUGACAGCGGAGGUGCAGCGUCUGAAGCUUGCAACUGCUGAAUUGAGUGGAGAAAAGUUUCAGCAGCUCUCAAUCAGCCCCCAGAUGUUCCAGCUGCGCCAGCAGCAAACUCAACUCAACAUGCAUCAAAUGCAGCACCAACAACAGCAGCAAUCGAGUGGAAACACACCAGCAAAUAGUGAUUCAAACCAGUAGAUGAACAUCACAACACAAUCUGCACUGCAGACCUCAACCAAAAAAGCUUUUGAUGGUGCAUCAGCCUUUGCAGCUACUACUGCUAUCUCUAUAUAUUCAUCAGCAUUUUUUCUAGUGAAAAUUGCAUUUGUUUUGUUAGGUCGGGAUCAUAUCGCAUUGCAUUGCGGGCCACAAUUGUCCUUUUUUUUUGUCCCAUGUGUUGUUAGCCGUACUCGAGCUUGCAUCGUGUUUUUAAGCACCAACAAUACUGUUUCAGAUGUAGGUCCCCAGGGAUUUGGGUUUCUUGGUUCAAAUUUGUUUAAAUUAUAUAUAUAUUUUUUAUUUUGUUC